Messenger RNA from Bombina bombina (fire-bellied toad), 1263 nucleotides. Its product is annotated as involucrin. The coding region runs from base 1 to 1263 and encodes 420 amino acids. The transcript has 4 exons. The record is from RefSeq and is a predicted model, not a curated record. NCBI's taxonomy places the organism in Eukaryota, Metazoa, Chordata, Amphibia, Anura, Bombinatoridae.
AUGGCAAUACCGGAUAAUAAGGAAAGCAAAAACAACAGUACCUUGGCUUCACCGGUCACUUCUAGAACGGUUAUCGCUGCAGUAGAAGGAGAGAAGAACAAAAAAAGUCCUGACAAGAGCCUGGCUAGUCGUUUUCCAAUUCCUUCCACAACCACCAGGAAGGAUCGUAUUGUGUCUGCUGGAAUCUUGGCUAGUCGUUCUCCUAUCGACCCACACCGGCUCAUUGACUCUGAAUCAACAGAAGAUGAAAAUACAGAUGAAGAUGCCACCCCUUCUAGUUUACUGCAUGAGGCGGUUACACAUUUACAUGAGAAGCAUGAGGCGGUUACACAUUUACAUGAGAAGCAUAAGGCGGUUACACAUUUACAUGAGAAGCAUGAGGCGGUUACGCAUUUACAGGAGAAACAUGAGGCGGUUACACAUUUACAGGAGAAGCAGGAGGCGGUUACACAUUUACAGGAGAAGCAGGAGGCGGUUACACAUUUACAGGAGAAGCAGGAGGCGGUUACACAUUUACAGGAGAAGCAGGAGGCGGUUACACAUUUACAGGAGAAGCAGGAGGCGGUUACGCAUUUACAGGAGAAGCAGGAGGCGAUUACACAUUUACAGGAGAAGCAGGAGGCGGUUACACAUUUACAGGAGAAGCAGGAGGCGGUUACACAUUUACAGGAGAAGCAGGAGGCGGUUACACAUUUACAGGAGAAGCAGAAGGCGGUUACACAUUUACAGGAGAAGCAAGAGCUGGUUACACAUUUACAGGAGAAGCAUGAGGCGGUUACACAUUUACAGGAGAAGCAGGAGGCGGUUACACAUUUACAGGAGAAGCAGGAGGCGGUUACACAUUUACAGGAGAAGCAGAAGGCGGUUACACAUUUACAGGAGAAGCAAGAGCUGGUUACACAUUUACAUGAGAAACAGGAGGCGGUUACACAUUUACAGGAGAAGCAGGAGGCGGUUACACAUUUACAGGAGAAACAGGAGGCGGUUACACGUUUACAUGAGAAGCAGGAGGCGGUUACACAUUUACAGGAGAAGCAGAAGGCGGUUACACGUUUACAGGAGAAGCAGGAGGCGGUUACACGUUUACAGGAGAAGCAGGAGGCGGUUACACGUUUACAGGAGAAGCAGGAGGCGGUUACACAUUUACAGGAGAAGCAGGAGGCGGUUACACGUUUUCAUGAGAAGCAGGAGGUGGUUACACAUUUACAUGAGACGCAAGAGCAAGUCUUAAAUUGGCUACGCAGGGCUGGCUUUUCUCACUGA